CUAUUAUUUUAUUUCUAAUACAGAUUUGUACAGAGCAUCAUGAUACCAGGAGCAGACCCACUGGGAUGUAUCUGCCAAAGAUACAUACAACAAAAAGGAGAGAGGAGAGACAGAAAGAAAAGCUCACACGAAGACUGCUGGAAGAACUGCUGAAAAUAUUCACAGACACAAACUCGUUCUAUUUCAGCAGCAGCUACGACCUCACCAGCUCACUACAGAGGCAAUGCACCUUGGGAAAGCAAAACCUCCCACUCUUGCAACAAGUAGAUGACAGGUUUUUCUGGAAUAAGUAUAUGAUGAAGGAUGUCAUUGAGCUCCAGGACCCCAGAGUCAAUGAUUGGGUCACCCCGAUUAUACAGGGCUUUGUUGCCAUCGAGCUGAUCAUGCUGAGCGAUGCUGCUGGUUGGGAUGAGCGCAGCAGACUCCCGGAACUCUUCCUCCAGGGGGGGUGUUCUGACAGCUUCCUUAUAGCACUGAUCUCUCGCAGAAGCAGGCACAGAGCAGGUAUGAGAUACAAGUGUAGAGGAGUUGAUAGCAAAGGGCAUGCAUCCAUCUAUGUGGAAACUGAGCAGAUUGUCUACUGCAGGGGACACACUACUGCUCUGGUGCUCGUUCGGGGGUCUCUACCUGUGAUCUGGAGCCAACCUGGCUAUCGAUACAACCCCCUGCCUGUACUAAACAAGAAUGAAACAGAAACCCAAGCUGCUUUCAAGGCACACUUUGAUGACCAGCUAAAGAAUUAUAACAAGCAGGUUAUAAUUAACCUAGUUAAGCAAGGAGGACCAGAGAAGAUUGUUGGCGAUGCCUUUCUGAGACACGUAUUAUUGUACAACAGUGCAGACCUUACCUAUGUAUCCUUUGACUUUCAUGAGCACUGCCAUGGCAUGAAGUUUGAAAAUGUGAAGCUCCUCACAGAAGGCAUAGCUCAUAUAAUUAAUGACAUGAAAUGGUUCUGGAUUGCACAAGGCAAGGUGAUCAGCAGACAGUUAGGGACAGUGCGAGUAAACUGCAUUGACUGUCUGGACAGGACCAACGUAGUUCAAGCUGCCAUAGCUUAUGGUAUUUUAGAGAACCAGUUAAAGGCAUUAGAAGCCCUUUCCCAAGGGAGCAGUCUGCCCUACGGCAGUAAAAGAGCUAUUCAGGUCAUGUGGGCUGACAAUGGAGACGCUAUCAGCAGGCGAUAUGCGGGAACUAACGCAAUGAAGGGUGACUUAAUUCGCACUGGUGAGCGUAAUAUUGCUGGGGUUUUGAAGGACGGCUACACUUCUGCAAAUCGAUAUUAUCUGAACUGCUUCCUAGAUUCCUAUAGGCAAGCAGUCACUGAUGCGAUGCAGGGGAUCCCAGUAAAAGAUGACCUGCACACAGUGUACUUCAAAGAGGAAAGCACCACUGCCUUCAUCAAGAGCCAGACCCAAUUGCCCAGUUGUGAAGUUGAUGCCAUUAUCGAGCACUACAGAGAAAUCUUGAUACCUUCUAACGAGCAGUUCCUGGACGGUUGGCAUCUUAAAGUCCAUGAUCCAAGCUUGAAAUGUGCAACAGUCAAAGACCUAGAUGUGCUGUUGAUGGUGACCAACAGAGCCUGCCAUUUGGCUUACUGUGAUGAAGAUGCUGUGACAGUAGUUCAGCACCAGAGCAUUCUGCUGGAGGACCUGGAAAAGACUGAAUUAGGUCCUGAGCCAAAUGAGAAAAAAACAAUCAUGCCCUGUUUGAGAUUGCAUUACUGCUUCAAAGGAAAAAGUGGCUACUUCCAUACGCUCACUCAAGAAACACAGGAGGAUUCAACAGAGAGCCUUCACCAUAUUGCAGAGAGGCUCCAACGUGCCAUGAGAGAAGCUGUUGGAAAAGAGCUUCUGAUUAUGACACAGUGCCUGGAUAGGAAAAACAGCGCCCUCCAUGAUAUACCUACAGUACAACUUUCAGAGAAAGACCUGGAAAAAGCUCAACGUCUUUACCACAACCUGCUGGAAGACAUAUGUUUGCCAGAAAACCCUGAAGAGACACACAAAGGUCCUCAUGGAGCCUUUGAACUUAAUGAGAAAUUUAAGUACUACGAUCAUGAAGAACUGAGCGACUCUGACGACGACCUUUGUGCAAGCUCCCAUUUAUACAGCAAAUCACCUCUUACAGAUUUAGGGGGUUCCUAUAGAUCGGCAGCCUCAAGUUCCUUCAUCCCUUGUGCGUUACCCAAAGCUAAAUCUUGUAAAUCUCAUUUCAAUAUUCAAAUUUCAGAAGGCAAUGAAGACCAGUUGAAGACCUUGGUUGUGUUGCCUUUUGCAGACUGCAGCGAGUUAGCUUCUUCAACUUCUAGAGAAGAGCUGGCUCCUGGGACACCAGAAACCGCAGAGCCGGGCAGAUUGCUGCUUCACACAGCUUCUGUGGCAUCUGCUUCCAAACCAGGCGCAGAGGCUGUGCUCAGUGAGGCAGAGAUCAAUAAAAUGGUCAAGAACUGUAAAACACGGAUUAUACAGAUUUAGGGAUUCAUUUUGUUCAAUGCAUUUUGUGGACUUGUGUUUGGCUUUAUUUUGUUUUGUUUUUUAUUCCAUGUAGGGGAAUGCAAACCAAGGCUUGAAGCGGGGGCAGGGAGAAUGUGCUGAA
Messenger RNA from Acipenser ruthenus (sterlet), 2595 nucleotides. RefSeq names its product phosphatidylinositide phosphatase SAC2-like. The transcript is spliced from 17 exons. Gene Ontology annotation, cellular component: clathrin-coated endocytic vesicle; early endosome. Bases 66 to 2474 code for a protein of 802 amino acids. Gene Ontology annotation, molecular function: phosphatidylinositol-4-phosphate phosphatase activity. Gene Ontology annotation, biological process: phosphatidylinositol dephosphorylation; regulation of endocytic recycling. The record is from RefSeq and is a predicted model, not a curated record. NCBI's taxonomy places the organism in Eukaryota, Metazoa, Chordata, Actinopteri, Acipenseriformes, Acipenseridae.